AUGAUAUUAAGCUUCUUUGAUCAAUUUUUAAGUCCCUCUUUCCUAGGUAUCUCUCUAAUAACCCUAGCUUUAAUUCUCCCUUGAAUCCUCUUCCCAACUCCUUCUAAUCGGUGACUAAAUAAUCGACUCCUAACCCUGCAAAACUGAUCUAUUAACCGAUUUACACAACAACUUUUUAUGCCUCUGAAUCAAGAAGGUCAUAAAUGAGCACUUAUCCUCUGCUCUUUAAUAAUGUUCCUUAUCACCCUCAACUCAUUAGGGCUUCUACCCUAUACCUUUACCCCCACCACACAACUUGCCCUAAAUAUAGGUUUGGCAGUUCCAUUUUGACUGGCAACAGUUAUUACUGGCUUGCGAAACCGACCAACAAUUGUUAUUGGGCAUAUUUUACCCGAAGCUACCCCCGGGCCACUUAUUUUAGUAUUAAUUAUUAUCGAGACAGCAAGUCUACUAAUUCGACCCCUAGCUUUAGGUGUACGACUAACGGCUAAUUUAACCGCAGGCCACCUUCUCAUUCAACUAAUUUCUACAGCUACAUUUGUAUUACUCCCUAUGAUGACUACUGUCGCAUCACUAACUUUAAUCUUAUUGUACCUCCUAAGCCUUCUUGAAGUAGCCGUAGCCAUAAUUCAGGCUUACGUCUUUGUUCUUCUUCUUAGCCUGUAUCUCCAAGAAAACAUUUAA
Chelmon rostratus (copperband butterflyfish) is the source of this 684-nucleotide messenger RNA. The record is from the annotation of a RefSeq genome assembly. NCBI's taxonomy places the organism in Eukaryota, Metazoa, Chordata, Actinopteri, Chaetodontiformes, Chaetodontidae.